AUGGAUAAACAAAUAACUAAAAUAUCUGAUCUUUAUCGUGAUAUAUGGUUUGAAAUCUUUGCAUAUUUUUAUGUUGAUGAACUUUUUCAUACAUUUUUUAAUGUAUUAAAUGAUAUUGAUUCUAUUCUCUUACACGAUAACCAACUUCGUUCUCAUGUUCGUAUUGGUUAUAGAUCAUCAACAAAUAUUCUUUUAAAAGUCAAUCCAAAUCAAGUCAUAUCGCUUUCAGUUGUCGAACUAGACAAAAAUCAACUUAAUAUUAAUAAUAUGAUUUAUCUUAAAUCAAUUAUAAUUAGAGGUUCAAAUACUGAUAAAGAAAUUGAAGAUUUAUUAACACAAAUGAUUUUAUUAAAAGAAAUAAAGAAUCUUUCAAUUUCACUUUAUUGUAAUGAUAGAGGUCCAGAUUUACUAAAUCUUGCAUUACGUAUACCUGGUUUAAAAACACUUUAUAUUGAUGAUACGAAUUAUUGGAAAAUAUAUAAUUAUCCUACAGAAAUAAUACAAUCACAAUCUUUAUCAAUUGAAAAUCUUUCUUUAAAUUUUUAUUGUCAUCUUGAAUAUAUACAAAGAAUUUUAUUAAAUUUACCAAAUAUUCGAACUAUUCGAGUAAAAUUACAUCGUAGUAAAAGAGGUUUUUCUGACAAUCUAAAUGAUUUAUUAUUUAAUUCAAUUAAAAAAAUUCAUUUAACGAUAUUGGACGUAUCAUUUGAUAGAAUAAUAUUAUUUGAUAGAAUAAUAUCAUUUAUUGAAAAAAUGUCAAAUAUUAAAAUCAUAAAAAUCAAUGGACAUAUUAUGGAAACACAUGAUAUUGCAUAUUUUCAAAGUGAAAAAUGGUUAAAAUUAUUAAACAUAAAUAAUAAAAAGAAAAAAAUUGAUGUUAAUUUAUGUUUCACACGAAGUUUUCCUGGUUUAUUAGAGAAUAAUACUGGUGUGAAUAUUUAUGAUGAGUUUAAUAAGCUCGGCCUUCAACUUACUUCAUCUACUAUUAAAGGUGUUAUUAAUUUAUAA
This is a messenger RNA of Adineta steineri, 1008 nucleotides long. NCBI's taxonomy places the organism in Eukaryota, Metazoa, Rotifera, Eurotatoria, Adinetida, Adinetidae. The record is from the annotation of a GenBank genome assembly.